Messenger RNA from Lodderomyces orthopsilosis Co 90-125, 1074 nucleotides. It is a transcript of the gene CAK1, whose product is annotated as cyclin-dependent protein kinase-activating kinase. Gene Ontology annotation, cellular component: nucleus. Gene Ontology annotation, biological process: protein phosphorylation; regulation of mitotic cell cycle. The transcript has a single exon. Gene Ontology annotation, molecular function: ATP binding; cyclin-dependent protein serine/threonine kinase activity. The record is from RefSeq and is a predicted model, not a curated record. NCBI's taxonomy places the organism in Eukaryota, Fungi, Ascomycota, Pichiomycetes, Serinales, Debaryomycetaceae. Bases 1 to 1074 code for a protein of 357 amino acids.
AUGAAGUUGGAUGAUCUAUACACAGAUAAGCAAUUGAUAUGCAAUAGUCCUAUAUCAGAUAUAUGCAAAGCCAAACCGAAAACCACUAAUGCAUCUACAUCAGAUUAUGUGUGUUUAAAAAUUGUUGAUGUUGAUUUCAAGAUCCCACCACAUUCAAUUAGACGAGAAAUCAAAGCUAUUAAAGCGUUACAAGAUCAUGAUGGGAUAGUAAAGUACAUUGAUGAUUUUCAAAUUUAUGAGGAUGUCAUACUAGUGUUGGAUUACUAUCUGUAUAACUUGAGUCAAUUAAUGAAGCAUAAGAAAUAUUGUCGUAAACGGACACGAUAUAACCUAGAUGGCGGUGAAGGAUCUAAUGAAUUGAAAUACAUAUUAUCGAACAUAAUCCCACAAUCACAAGCAAAACAAUUUGUCACUAAUUUGAUAUCAGCGGUCAAAUUCAUUCAUGCAAACGAUAUAAUUCAUCGUGAUUUGAAACCGAGUAAUUUGUUAUUUAUAAAUGAUGAUAUAACACACCCUGUAAUUGCUGAUUUUGGAGUUUGUUACAAUCUAUUGGACCCACCUCAAGAUGAGCCAUUGAUGCAGAAAUAUACUGAUGUGUGUACUGGUAUUUACAAGUCACCGGAAUUGUUAUUAAGUGUAACUAAUUAUUCAUUCGAAGUUGAUAUUUGGUCAAUUGCGAUCGUCUUGACUGUAUUUUAUUCACCAGAUUUCAAGAGUGUAUUAAUACGAGAAGACCAUCUGGGGGGCGGAGGGGAAGGAGGGGAAGGAGGAAAUAACGAUGAUGAAGAAUUGAAUGACGAGUCUAAUAUAAGUGAUUUACAUUUGUUAAGCUGCAUAUUUAAAGUGUUUGGUACCCCAUCUUAUAAUAGAGAUGACGUUGGAACUGAUGAGGAAAGAGAGGAAUUGUAUUGGCCAGAAUUGGAUGACGAUAAUUUACAUUUCAAAAAGUUCAAUUUGAAAAAGUUUAAAAGAAUGGGUUUGGCGGAGAUUAUACCAAAAUGUGAAGAUGAAGAGGUUAAGCAAUUGUUUCAAAAGAUGACUCGUUAUGAUAGAAUAAAACGACUGAUUGAUUGA